UCCUACUGUAGUGAUGAUACGGCUGUGUGUAAGCUGGCUGGUUUUGCUGUUGGGAGUGCAGGUUGUUUUGGCUCAGCUGGACGAUCUUGAUGAUGAUGAUGAUGAUGAUGUUAAUGUAGAAGACAAGAGAAAUGGAAGAAACAAAAAUAAACCAAUCACCUCUAAUGUCAUCCCGAAAAACAAUGAUGAGGACUGUAAUUUGGAACUGGCAUUUUUGGUGGACAGUUCAGAAAGCGCCAAAGACAACCAUGCCCAAGAGAAGCGUUUUGUUACUGAUCUCGUUGACCGGAUCCAGAACAUCCGACUCCAAACCGGACAGGGCUUGAACUUUAGAACUGCUCUCCUUCAGUACAGCAGUCAUGUGAUCACUGAACAGUCCUUCAAAGAUUGGAGGGGCGUACCCACCUUCCAGGACCGCAUCGCCCCCAUGCCAUACAUAGGGCACGGUACCUACACCACCUACGCCAUCACCAACCUCACACGCAUUUAUCUGGAGGAGUCUGGCCCUGGCACCGUGAAGGUGGCCAUUCUGCUGUACGACGGCGAGUCGCAUCCCAAGAAUCCAGAUAUCUUCUCUGCUUUAGCUGAUGCCAAGAACCAAGGGAUUAAAUUCUUCACAGUAGGUUUCACAUCCGCUGCCAAUGUAGAACAGCUGCGGAUCCUGGCCAGUCCUCCGGCUGCCCGCUACGUACACAACCUACAGGACAAGGGCGUAGUGGACAAGAUUGUCAAAGAGAUUACUGAGGUGGCUAAGGAAGUGUGUCCACUUUCCCCAAAAUGCACUUGUGAGAAAGGAGAGCGAGGACCCGGUGGGCCCGCUGGUAAAAAAGGUCGUCCUGGAGAAGAUGGAAGUCCAGGACCUAAAGGACAAAUGGGAGAGAACGGAUUCAGCGGUCCUCCUGGACGAGACGGGACAGAGGGGAAACCUGGAUACAAAGGAGAAAAGGGCGAGAGAGGCUUUCCCGGACCACCAGGAAUACAGGGCGAGACUGGCUUUGGGCUUCCUGGACCAAAGGGUGAUGUGGGGUUCCAGGGCAGAAUGGGUCCUCCCGGGCCUCCUGGGUUCGGCGAGCCGGGCCAACCGGGCCCACAGGGGCCGCAGGGUUUGCCAGGAGAGAAGGGCCCAACAGGAGAGGGUUUACCCGGACCAAAGGGAGAGAGGGGCCUGGAGGGGCUGAAAGGACCCAGAGGACCAGCAGGUCUUGGCAUUAAAGGAGACAAGGGUGAUAUUGGUCCUCCUGGUCUUCAAGGACCAGUGGGGCUUCCAGGAGCAGGGAUCCAAGGAGAGAAGGGUAUAGAAGGACCGCGUGGACCCCCAGGAAGCAGAGGCCCACCGGGUGAGGGCUACCCUGGACCAAAGGGUGAUCAGGGUUUACCAGGUGAGAUCGGAACACCAGGAGAGAGAGGAGCUGGAGAACCUGGAGCUAAAGGAGAACCUGGUGCUCCAGGGUUAUCAGGAUUACCAGGUUUACCAGGAGAGGAUGGAGCUCCAGGACAGAAGGGAGAACCAGGAGCCCCUGGGUUGAGGGGCUCUGAAGGAGCAGCAGGAGUGGGCAUCCAGGGUGAAAAAGGUGAUCAGGGUCAGCGGGGAAUCCGUGGGUUAGCAGGGCCACCAGGAAUAGCUGGACCCUCAGGGUCAAAGGGAGAGCCUGGCACCCCUGGGCGCCCGGGAUUACCUGGACUACCGGGACGUACCAUAACAGGGCCAAAAGGUGAUUUCGGCCCGCCAGGUCCAUCUGGUCCAGUAGGAGAGACGGGAUAUGGACUUCCUGGGCCAAAGGGUGAUCGUGGUGACCCAGGUCCUCCUGGUCUAAGUGGACCAAAAGGGGACGGCUAUCCUGGUCCCUCAGGGCCUCCUGGUCUUCCAGGUCUUCCAGGAGAACCUGGUCCAGAGGGCAUAGGAAUACCUGGACCAAAGGGUGAUAUUGGCUUCAGAGGUUUACCGGGCUCACCUGGACCUCCAGGCGAAGGACUACAAGGACUUCCUGGCAACAUGGGAAGACCAGGACCUCCUGGACCUACUGGGCCACCUGGACAAGGCCUACAGGGUCCAAAGGGUGAUCAGGGGUCACAGGGUGUGAGCGGGCCAAGAGGACCUCCUGGAGAAGGAAUGCCCGGGUCAAAGGGGGAUCGUGGAGGUCUGGGCGAGAGAGGGAUGAAGGGGGUUAAAGGUGAUAUGGGAGAUCCUGGCGUUCCUGGACAAACAGGUAGACCAGGAUUUAAAGGAGAAUCUGGACUAACGAGGGACGAGAUAAUCAGAAUGAUCAGGGAGAUUUGUGGUUGCGGAGUCAAGUGUAAAGAGCGUCCCAUGGAGCUGGCGUUUGUGAUUGACAGCUCUGAAAGCGUCGGGCCUGAAAACUUUGAGAUCAUCAAGGACUUUGUGGCCGCUCUAGUCGACAGACUCACCGUGGGGCGUAAUGCCACCCGAGUCGGUCUCGUUUUGUACAGCUUAGAGGUCCAGCUUGAGUUCAACCUCGCUCGCUACAUGACCAAACAAGAUGUCAAACAAGCGAUACGCAGGGUUCACUACAUAGGCGAGGGAACAUACACCGGCUCUGCCAUCCGCAAAGCAACUCAGGAAGCGUUUUACAGUGCAAGGACGGGGGUCAGGAAGGUUGCCAUUGUCAUCACAGACGGACAAACGGAUAAACGGGAGCCUGUGAAGCUGGAAAUCGCUGUCAGGGAGGCGCAUGCAGCUAACAUUGAGAUGUACGCUCUGGGGAUUGUUAACAUUAGUGAUCCGACACAGGAAGAGUUUCUCCAGGAGCUCAAUCUCAUUGCGUCGGACCCUGACAGUGAGCACAUGUUCUACAUAGACCACUUCAACACCUUGCCAGCUCUGGAGUCCAAACUGGUCAAUCAGCUCUGUGAGGAUGAAAACGGAGCACUUAUCUUCAGUCGCAUUAAUGGUUUUGAAAACGGAUAUGGUAUUAAUGGCAACCGCAUCAAUGGUAAUGGCAGGGACAAUUAUGGCACAAACAUAAAUGAAGGCCACAGACAGAACACGAGAACACACUCUGGGAUGAACACUGUCCCUCAUGAGAGCGGGAGAGGAGACACGUUUGCUCCAACAGCUGGUCCAGACAUUACUGAGGAGGAUGAGCGGGUACCUGAGACACCAGACACAAACACUUCAGAACAGAGCAGCGGUAGAGGAGAUACUCCAACAGUCACUGGGACAUCCACACACAGCAGGCCUUCAUCAGGGACAACAUCAUCAUCAUCAACAUCAACUGUGAACACCUCAACCUCAGUGCGGUAUAUACCAGCACCACGACCACCAUUGCCUAAAGAGGUUGUAUCUCUGGACCCCCGUUGUGAGCUGCUCCUGGAUCAGGGCCCUUGUCGGGACUAUAACAUUCGCUGGUACUACGACCGGCAGGCCAAUGCCUGCGCGCAGUUCUGGUACGGAGGCUGUGACGGGAACCGGAACCGCUUUGACACAGAAGAAGAUUGCAAAAAGACAUGUGUUGUCGUGAGAGCAGGAGGCUGAUAUCCGUUAUGGAUACAUUUCCCUUUGUCUGUAAUUCCUCACACUCCAAUACAACGGACCUGCACUGAAAUACACAAAGUAUAUGAAAAAUUGGUAGGACAGGGCAUUUCAUUGAGAGUAGCUAAUUGAUAAAACACAGUACUUUCAUAUCACAACCUUCAGAACUGUGAAUAAGCAAUACUGUAAUAUUGUACACUGUCAUAGUUACACAACAUUCAUUGAACUGACAUUAAUGUAAUAAAUGAAAUGUAGUCUUGAUUUUGAAAACUAAUGUUGU
This is a messenger RNA of Sinocyclocheilus rhinocerous, 3770 nucleotides long. Its product is annotated as collagen alpha-1(XXVIII) chain-like. Lineage: Eukaryota; Metazoa; Chordata; Actinopteri; Cypriniformes; Cyprinidae. Bases 14 to 3493 code for a protein of 1159 amino acids. The transcript is spliced from 32 exons. The record is from RefSeq and is a predicted model, not a curated record. Gene Ontology annotation, molecular function: serine-type endopeptidase inhibitor activity.